CUUUCAAUUCUCGACUUGUUUUUUUUGGGCCAGGUUUCGUAGGCAUGACUUUGAACCUAAGCACAAUAUUGCAAUGUUGCGUAAACAGAAGCAAUUGUUAAGUCAUUAUGCGAAUAACUGGAAAUUCGACGUCACUGGCGCUAUGGGAGAGGAAGUGUGUGGAUCACCGCAGAUAGUCGUGUUUUUUGGCAAUGACUACAUGAGUUACAAUUACUCUGCAAGCGUCGCACUGAGAAGAUCGUUCGUUGUUUUGUGCAAUUAAAUGGCAUAGGAACGAAUUUUGGUAUCCGAAUAAUAUCAGGUUCUAUGCGGGAUUCUUGUGAGUAGCCGUUUGUCGUUUUCCUUCAAUCAAGUAUCCUUCAAUCUGUAUUCAUGGCAAAAUAUCCGCAGAACAUUUCAGUUUGAGUUGGUUUUUACAUCGGAAUGGAUGCUUUUUUCAUUUCUUUCUUCCGAUUAAGAUUCCAAAGUUGAAACGAUUUUUGAGACAAACUCGCAAAUGAUAUUGAAAAAAAGUGUUGAUUGUUGAAUCGAUUGUGAAAUAAAUUUUUGUGUUUGAAUUGAAAGUGAUUCCAAAAGACUUGUGAUAAAAUGUUAUUACUUCGAUACUAUUUAUUUGCUGCACUUGCGGUUGUUAUUCUCUGUUGGCCACUUAGCUAUUUAAUCAGUUGGUUUUGGCACAAAAGGCGAGUAACAAAAUUUACUCAAAAUUUGCCAGUUAUUGAUGAUUAUCCGUUGCUUGGAUGCGCACUACGAUUCCUGGGGAAAAAUAAUACAGAGAUUAUGGAAGUUAUAGAAAAAGCAUUUGGUGAACGAGAAAUGCCUUUCCUUGCGUGGCUCGGUCCAAAGUGUUUCAUUAUCAUCGAUCAUCCAGAUGAUAUUCAGAUUGUUAUGAACUCAAAGGGUUGCAUUGACAAGAGUGAUGUCUUUCGAUUUUUUAACCGUGGAGUUGGCCUUUUCGCUGCUCCAGCCCACAUUUGGAAGCCACAACGUAAACAGCUAGCGAUGUCAUUUAACAAUCAAAUUUGUUGGUCAUUUUUGCCGAUCUUUAAUCAAAAAGCCAAUGUAUUUGUUCAGAAUAUAGGUGAUCAUGUGGGCAAAGGCGGGUUCGACAUGCUAAAAUAUUCAGCCGCUUGUACUUUGGACAUAGUUUUAGAGUCGGUCUUGGGUACUGCAAUGAAUAUACAGACGGGCGAAAAUAUGCAUUACAUGAAAGCACUCACCGAUUGGCUUUCGGUUGUUGCCUGUCGAAUGUGCAAUGUAUUCUUGCAUCCAGACAUCAUAUACAAACAAACGCAACUCUAUCAAAUCGAGUCGAAUGCACUGGCACGUUCAGAUGCUAUGCAAGAAAAGUUGAUCUUAAAAAAGAUGGAAGAAUUCGACGACAGUAACAAUAACGACAUGGAUGAUGAGGAUGAAGACACACAAUUCGAAACACCGCAAAUAUUCAUUGAACGUUUGAUAAAAUUGCGCAACCGUGGCAUCAUCACUGACCAAGAAAUACGGGAUCAAGUGCAUUUGAUCAUAUUCGCUGGCCAAGAUACUUCUUCAUACACGAUAGCAAUGACAAUUCUUAUGCUCGCAAUGCAUCCAAAAAUCGAGCAACGUGUCAUGGAUGAGUUAAGCUCAGUGUUUGGAGAUUUGCCGAUCGAUUGUGAUUUGACAAUGGAUCAUGUCAACAAAUUGAGUUACUUGGAGCAAGUCAUAAAAGAAACUUUGCGGAUAUAUCCAGUGGCACCGCUUUUGCUACGCCAUUGUACUGAAGACACACCACUGGCAAAUUUCGUUAUUCCAAAAGACACAGAAGUCAUCGUUUCCUGUUUCACAGGCCAUCGACGCAAAGAUAUUUGGGGUGAAGAUGCCGAUGAAUUUAAUCCCGAUCAUUUUAGCAAAGAACUCAGUUCGAAGCGAAACCCAUUCGCUUUCAUGGCCUUUAGUAAUGGCCCAAGAAAUUGCCUCGGUCGAAGGUUUGCUUUCAUUUCCAUCAAAACCAUUUUGGCAAAAUUGCUGCGGAAAUACCGAUUCUCGACACAUUUGGGGAGAGAAGACCUAAAAUUCCGAAUGGAAAUCACAAAUAAACCCAUUUGUGGCAUUGUUCUCGAAAUCGAAGAACGCAUUUCGGGUUAAUGUCAUGAUUUGUUUUUAAAAUAAAAUAAAAAGCCUAAUUCAACAAAAGCAGGACAAAGUAGGAGUAGAUAUGAAUAAGUCCUAGAAAAUAGACCUUCAUACAUAAAUUUUGAAUAAAUAUAGAUUUUAAAUUAAAAUGUUACCUUUUUUAUGUACCUAAUAAAUCACAUUUUGUGGUUAAAAAUA
Molecule: messenger RNA, 2310 nt
Organism: Sitodiplosis mosellana (orange wheat blossom midge)
Lineage: Eukaryota; Metazoa; Arthropoda; Insecta; Diptera; Cecidomyiidae
Product: cytochrome P450 4c21-like
Exons: 7
Coding region: 589-2124 (511 amino acids)
Molecular function (GO): monooxygenase activity; oxidoreductase activity, acting on paired donors, with incorporation or reduction of molecular oxygen; iron ion binding
Source: RefSeq, a predicted model, not a curated record